AUGGGGAGGAACAGGUGGGGAGGAACAGAUGGGGAGGAACAGAUGGGGAGGAACAGGUGGGGAGGAACAGAUGGGGAGGAACAGAUGGGGAGGAACAUAUGGGGAGGAACAGAGGUGGUCGCUUCCGCCAUCACAAUCGAACAGCGUUUCGAUCCCCUCUCUGCUUCCCCCCAUCCCCCUCCCUGCUUCCCCCCAUCCCCUUCCCUGCUUCCCCCCAUCCCCUCCCCUGCUUCCCCCCAUCCCCCUCCCUGUUUCCCCCCAUCCCCUUCCCUGUUUCCCCCCACCCCCCUCCCUGUUUCCCCCCAUCCCCUUCCCUGCUUCCCCCCAUCCCCUUCCCUGUUUCCCCCCAUCCCCUUCCCUGCUUCCCCUCAUCCCCUUCCCUGCUUCCCCCCAUCCCCUCCCCUGCUUCCCCCCAUCCCCCUCCCUGCUUCCCCUCAUCCCCUUCCCUGCUUCCCCCCAUCCCCUUCCCUGUUUCCCCCCAUCCCCCUCCCUGCUUCCCCCCAUCCCCUUCCCUGCUACUUCUCAUCCCUCCCCCUGCUUCCCCCCAUCCCCCUCCCUGCUUCCCCCCAUCCCCUUCCCUGCUACUUCCCAUCCCCCUCCCUGCUUCCCCCCAUCCCCUGCCCUGCUUCCCCCCAUCCCCUUCCCUCCUUCCUCCCAUCCCCUUCCCUGCUUCCCCCCAUCCCCUCCCCUGCUUCCCCCCAUCCCCCUCCCUGCUUCCCCCCAUCCCCUUCCCUGCUACUUCCCAUCCCUCCCCCUGCUUCCCCCCAUCCCCUCCCCUGCUUCCCCCCAUCCCCUGCCCUGCUUCCCCCCAUCCCCUUCCCUCCUUCCCCCCAUCCCCUUCCCUGCUUCCCCCCAUCCCAUCCCCUGCUUCCUCCCAUCACUCUCAUUCUCCUUCCUCCUGCACUCACUCUCUCAGUCCUCUCGCACUCUCUCUCUCUCUCUCUCCGUCCUCUCGCACUCGCACUCUCCUUCCCGCCACCCUCAGCCCUCCUUCCCCUCACCCUCUCCCCUGUUCCCACCUGCCCUCCCCAUCCCCGCCUUUCCCUCUCUGCCCUGCCCUUCCCUUCUCCAUCCCUUCUCAACCCUUCCCUUUCAUGUCAUGCCCUCCCCUUCCCCCUCACCUUCCGCCCUCUAGUUCCCAUGCAUGUGCACCCAUCACUGUCUCCCCAUACCAUGGUGAAGCAGAGGAGCAAGCUGAGGCGCAGCUAG
Molecule: messenger RNA, 1209 nt
Organism: Closterium sp. Naga37s-1
Lineage: Eukaryota; Viridiplantae; Streptophyta; Zygnematophyceae; Desmidiales; Closteriaceae
Source: the annotation of a GenBank genome assembly